AAGGAGAGGAGUCGAUGCGGGCAUUUGCUCGGACUGUAGUGGUGGAUACCUCGUUGCCCCAUUCGGCCGAAGAACUCAUUGUUUCAAGUAUAAGGGAACAAGUUGCCGGUUACAUUCCAUAUCGUUCUCCUGAAGAAGAAAUAGGAGAAAGAAGGCACAUCUUGAAGCUAGAUAUUCGUAUAGGGAAAGUAGUAUUGAGAGACCAAUUCGAGUGGGAUCGUAGUAAUGCCGACAACUCACCCGAAGAGUUUGCUGAAACUCUGUGUAAAGACUUGGGUCUCACUAGAGAAUUCGUUCCAGCAGUUGCGCAUGCCAUACGAGAGCAACUACAAGAACUAGCCGAACACCCAUAUACUCGCUGUUUGCAGGGUUCCGUUCCUGCCUCCGGUAUAUAUAGAAAACCCGAAACGCUUUCACAGUGGCAGCCAGUCGUGGAAAUUUUGACAGAUGAUCAACUUGAGAAGCUCGAGAGGAGAGAGACGAGAGACGCGCGCGUGGCAAGGCGUAACAAAGGACGAGAGUCCAUUCGUUCAGGUACUGGUACGACAGUAAGCUAUCCCGAACCGAAUGUAAGAAAAAGACCAUUAAGAUCGUUUGGAAAUGGUUAUGAUUUUUUCAACUCGUCCAAGGCGAAGAUUGCAGAUUCUGAAGCAGAACAGCAACCUUUGUAUAAACGAGCCUCCAAAGUCCCAAAGCCUCAAACCUCACCGACACCUUUAGAUGUGAUGUACUCCAAUCCCAUUGGAAUUGCAAACAACAGAAGGAUGGAAAUUCAACAACGUAUGAGUAAUUUCAGCUAUUCAAUAGGAAGAGGUUCAUUUAGUAGUCAUCAACCACUCAUGAGGGCUCCGUCCUUUGAUGAGGACAUUCGAUGUCAGAACUGUGGAAUACCACGUCGUGAUACUCCUUUGAUGAGAGCAGGACCGGCUGGUAAGCAGACUUUGUGCAAUCGAUGUGGACUCUACUAUAGCAAAUAUAAUGUUCUUCCUGAUCCAAAGGAAACUGAAACUGGAUAAUUUAUACAGGUGUUUUAGUAACAUUUAAUACGCCGUAGCCAAUUUUCUA
Galdieria sulphuraria is the source of this 1065-nucleotide messenger RNA. RefSeq names its product SWI/SNF-related matrix-associated actin-dependent regulator ofchromatin subfamily B member 1. NCBI's taxonomy places the organism in Eukaryota, Rhodophyta, Bangiophyceae, Galdieriales, Galdieriaceae. The record is from RefSeq and is a predicted model, not a curated record. Gene Ontology annotation, cellular component: nuclear chromosome; nucleus. The transcript has a single exon. Gene Ontology annotation, molecular function: zinc ion binding; transcription coregulator activity; sequence-specific DNA binding. Gene Ontology annotation, biological process: chromatin remodeling; regulation of transcription by RNA polymerase II. Bases 15 to 1016 code for a protein of 333 amino acids.